Molecule: messenger RNA, 3655 nt
Organism: Anneissia japonica
Lineage: Eukaryota; Metazoa; Echinodermata; Crinoidea; Comatulida; Comatulidae
Exons: 5
Coding region: 1875-2501 (208 amino acids)
Source: RefSeq, a predicted model, not a curated record
AAUCAAUGUAUGGGUUCUUGUCGUGCACUACAACGUUUUUCCCUCUGAUGUUUAAACCUGAGCUAAUUACCUUACCUCUGUCUUCAUGCGUAUGUAUAUACAAUCUCCAUAAAUUUCUAAUACGUAGAAUUCCGAAGAUAGCCAUUGAAUCUACUAUACAACACAAUGAGUUGUAUACAUCUUCUUCAGUUAAAUACGCCUCGCUAUUUCCUCUUGCUUCAUCGUUUUUUAUAAACACCGGCUUCACCAUGUUAUUAACAAUAGCUUCGCAUUCCUCAGGAACCGGAUUUAAGCGGCCCGCUAAGCCAUUGCUACUGUCCAUGUAGCUUUCACCUAAAACUGUGGCGUAAGCCUGGCCUUGCGAUAUCAUUUCGAAUCGGUUUCGCUUUCAGCAAUGAAAUAUAUUUAAUGUAUGUUUCCUGCCAAUGCAACCAUACAGUGAACUAAGCCUUUCGCAGUUGCAAGUGAACAAGAUUCGAUUUAAAAAACGACUUUAUAUCCAAAUUUUUGGGGAGCAAUUUUCAGUACGACCUUCGUAAAGGAUUGUUGAAGCGCCCUCCUCAGAAGAAAUUUGUAACGGGUAGACCUGAACCAGGGGAGAGAGGCCACUAAUAUGCCAACCGAUUAGAUCAUUAUUUAACACGUUGGAUAGGACUUGAAGACAUUGCCAACACAUUCGUAGCCUUAAAAGACUUAAUAUUACGAGUGCAAUAUAUCAGUGUGGCUGUCCAAAAGAGUUAGCCUUAUUCCUAAAGGAACGCAAUUUAACUACAUUAAAAGAAGCCACUGCUGUCACAGAACAAUAUUUAGAGGCACGCGGGGGCACUUGGGUUCAGAAAUUAUCCUACAAGACCACAACCCCUUAACCCUAGCCUACCCCAAAGGGAAGGGAUACCCGAUCGAAGUCAAAUAAACCAACAUGUCAGGGGGUGUUAUACUUGUAACCAAGUCGGCCAUGUAGCUAAGUACUGUCCCAAAAAUAGGAGGGUCAUGAGUCCUACAUGUUACCUUUGCCAUAAAAUCGGACACAUGGCAAAGAAUUGCAGGUCAGGUACACCUCGGGUAGCAGGCCUUGUAACACAACAUGAAGACCUGGAUUCGAAUGACAGCUGUCAGUGUGGACACACGAAUGUAAUGCUAGAAGCCUCAUGUAUGGUAGUUAAAGUGCCUUCUCAUGUUCCUAAUGUGUGCGAUAUUGACGAUUUUGGGGACCAUGUUACUCUUAAAUGUGGCCAUUCUUUGCCCAGAAUGAGUGCAGCCUGUAGUGAAAAUUGUGCAACCAAAAUGCCGGUUACUAGAGGUUUGGUUGGAACAACAGAAGUGUCCGUUCUCAGAGAUAGUGGUUGCAGUGGAGUUGUCAUUAGACGGGAUCUGAUUUCUGAGGAGCAAUUAACAGGUAAAGAAAGGUUCCACUUGCUAGGGUUUAUGUUAACACUCCAUAUUUCGAUGGGUUUGUCGAAGCAUUAUGUAUGCAGAGUCCAUUAUAUGAUUUAAUCCUAGGUAACAUUGAGGGAGUGAGACCAACAAAUGAUCCGGAUAGGUCAUGGCGUGUGCCCGUUGCCACAACUUGAGCGGUUCAGACGAGGGCACAGGUACAGGAAGAAGGUAAGCCUUUUAAGCCUUUGAAAUCUCCAAAAGUUCUAGAAAACAUUGUAAACGCUGAUGGGUUGAAGAAAGCUCAGCAGGAAGAUGAAACAUUAAAGCGGAUAAAAGAAUUAACUGAACUGAACACAGAAAAAGUAAGUCGAAAAGGUGGAAUAUCUACUUUUUUCUAUAAGGCCGGUAUACUUUAUCGAAAUUUUCAAUCUCCAAAUGUGGAAUGUGGGAAUGUUUUUAAGCAGGUCGUUCUACCACAGCCGUACCGUCGUCAGGUGAUGAGUGUUGCACACGAAACUUUGCUAGGCGGACACCAGGGAGCUAAUAAAACUUCUGAGAAAGUACUUACACAGUUCUUUUGGCCGGGUAUUAGGGUGGAUAUAACUCGUUACUGCAGAUCCUGUGAUGUAUGUCAAAGAACGAUCCAAAAAGGUAUCGAGGUCAAAAGGGUAGCCGAGGCCAAAACAAAUGUUAACCGAUCAAGGAACACAGAUCACCUCCGAAGUGAUGAAACAGAGACACCCCAAGAAAACUUAGGCGUUUCCCCUUUCGAAUUAUUGUAUGGUAGAAAGGUAAGGGGGCCGAUUGCAAUUCUAAGUGAGUUGAUGACGGGGGAAAAUGAAACUCCUGAAACUAAGACUACUUAUGAGUAUGUGCUUGACUUAAGGAACAGAUUGGAAGAGACGUGUGAAAGUGCACAUGCAGAAUUUACGAAGUCGUCAGCCCGGUAUAAGAAAUACUACGACAAGAAAGCGAGGAGCAGAGGUUUUGAGUUGGCGCAGCAGUCAUUGAGCCAGGAGAGGAGGAGUUUUCGAUACGUGUUCAAAGAUGUCAAACUCAUCCUUGUUGCAACCAUUUCCCCUAUGUGCAAAAGAGUCUGUAGCAGAUGUAUCCGUGAACGGUGAUCUAACAAGAGAGCAACAGACGCAGGUGCAAGAAAUAUUAAGUGGCGGAAGGGGCAAGAGCCUAUGGAAUCAGUGAGAAGAGAUAGGGCGUGUCAGACGUGCGAAUGGUACCCGGUCAAAACAGGACCAGGAAACGCAUAGAAGCCCGACCCCGGCAGGCUACAUAGAGUUUGAUAGGCUGUACCAACCCAGCCGUACAUGGCAGGGGAGUGAGAGCAACUAUUUGUACUGCAAUCACGUUCACAGACUGUCAGAGAUUUCCGAAUUCAAUUAUUGUUGAAAUGGCAUGAACGUUGUAUGCGACUCAUUGUUUAACUUGAUCCAUGACAUUUAAUUUAAUAUGUAUGUGUUUUUGUACAUGCCAAAUAUACCGUAUUUAAUUAAAUGCAAAGAAAUUAUAGUCCAAAUUACUGCUGCAAGGAAAAUGUCAUCACUUAUACUAAGCACCGUAAGAUUAUGAAUAUUCAUCGUUUCAAGUAUUCCGCUCCACUGUUGUAUUAUAGCAAUCAUACCGCCCCUUUCGACGUUUACAUCGAACUAUCUGGGGAUAUUCAUCCUAACCCUGGUCCCGGUCCCUCAACGAAUACGCAUUCAAACAACCGAAAUACAGCUUCCACAAUGUCCAAGCCUAGCAUGUUAUAUUUCAACGCACGUAGUCUUGCAAAUAAGUUUAGCGAACUUCAAGUAACAAUUUCUACAGAAGCUCCUAGUUUAGUCUUCAUAACUGAAACCUGGCUUGAUGCAUCUAUAUCAGACUCAAAACUGUUACCCAUGCAGCAGUAUGCUAUCUUCCAUAGAGACAGGAAUCGGCGUGGAGGAGGAGUUAUUAUUGUUGCCCACAAAGAUCUUCAUCCUGUUUCGGCCCAUCAGUAUGAUGUUGAUGGAAUUGAAUUAACAUGGUCAAUAAUUUAUACAAAAAAGGGCAAACUCUUAUUAACUGGUUGUUUAUAUAGUCCUCCUAACGGUAACAUUUCAUUUUUUGAUACAUGCAUUGAUUCCGUACUUGCUGAUGUUCACCUUUAUCAUAGCGUUAUUCUUGCUGGUGAUUUUAAUAUUGAUAAAUUUAGAUCAUGUAGCUUAUACAAUAAACUUGCUUCCAUUUUAGAUAUUUUAAAUUUUACCCAAAUUGUUCCUUUUAUAACUAGAAGGCAAAG